Molecule: messenger RNA, 4866 nt
Organism: Oncorhynchus gorbuscha (pink salmon)
Lineage: Eukaryota; Metazoa; Chordata; Actinopteri; Salmoniformes; Salmonidae
Product: motor neuron and pancreas homeobox protein 1-like
Exons: 3
Coding region: 2323-3375 (350 amino acids)
Biological process (GO): central nervous system development; endocrine pancreas development; spinal cord motor neuron cell fate specification
Cellular component (GO): nucleus
Molecular function (GO): sequence-specific double-stranded DNA binding; DNA-binding transcription factor activity, RNA polymerase II-specific
Source: RefSeq, a predicted model, not a curated record
AAAUUAUCUAAUCAAAAUAUUGUAUGCCUGUUUUCACAACAUAACUAGUCUGUUUUUACUCAAAUCUACCAGUUUGUUAAAAAAAUAUAUAUUGCAAGAAUAAAUGCACAGGAUAAUAGUAAAAGUAAUUUUUUGCAAAUAUUACUGCUUUCGAAAAGAGUUUGAAAAUAUGACGUUAUUGUUAAAUAACAAAUAUUAAAUUACUUUCAUUAUAUUAUUCAUUCAUGUUUAUUCAAAUGCAAAUCGAACAUGUGUUGUGUAUAGGUUACCAUGGCAUUUUCAGGCCUUUAAACUAUGGUUUUCAAAGAUUGUUGCUGAGUGAAGCAUCAUGGGUAAAUACAUAUGAGUUCAUCAAAUAAUGUAUCAUGUUCAGUAACCUAUUGGCCAUUGUGAUACAACUAUGAGCAAGUGGGCUUUAUAUGUUUAAAUGUCAAAAUAACUAUCACUUGGGACCUUAUAACAGUUGCUAGUAAUUAUUGGACUCGUGGUAGAUUUGGUCUGGGGGUAGUAAUUACAAUAGUAUCUCAGGAGUUAAUGCCAUGACGACUACGUAUUCUGCGUCACCUGCUUGACCUUUUAGAAACGGGAUAUUUGUUAUUUUUUGAAGUGCUUACGGCCCAACAAUGUUCACAUGACCUGAGGUGAGGACCACCUACAGUAGGACUAUGUCUGCUUUCGUUCACACACCUGCGCGCAUUCCUCCUCAGGGGUCAGGCAGAUCAGGCAGAAUGCGGUUGUUAAAGGUGGGCGACAACAGGGAGAUUCCCCAUAGUUCACUGACCGGAGCCGGGAGGCAGGACGCAGUGUUGUUGCACCACAUACAAACAUAUAGAGACCAAAGCAAUUGUUAUUCUGCUUCUCAUUGCUGCAUAUAUCUUAAAACGUUAUGACACAUACCGAUAUAAGCCUAUUUCUCGUCUAAAACUAACGGUGCUGAUUUAAAACGAGUUGUAAAAGCCUAACUAGGAAUAUGACAGACUAAUAACUGACAAAUUAUUAUUUUAAUCAUGUUGUUUUUCUGAUUUCCUUAAUUUAUUAUGUUUUGACAUGAUUACCGAUAUGCUGUGGGCCUAUGUAAAUAGGCCUAAUUACGUAGAUGAGUCUUGGACAUGGAAAAAAAGACACCUGGAGUGUGACCUAGCUAUUCUAUGCUAAAUCACCUUUAUUAAUGGACUAUUUUUUUUCUCUUCGGCUGAUGUAUAAUUCUAGCUCAUAAAGAUGAAUUACAUUAGUAUUUCAACCUGGAGAACCCAUGGGUUUUAAAAUAAGCAAAUCGUUAAUAUUGUGCUAAUUGAAAUAUAAAUCUCUUGCCAAUAUUUCCUCUGAAUAGACACGCAGAACAGAUAAUGACAGCAGGAUGUAUGUGAUUCAGGCUGUAAAUAGAUGUCCAAGAUAUGGCUUGACAUACAAAUGUGAAAAAACUACAAAUCUGUAACAUAGUUUUAUUAUAUUCAUCAUCACUGUUAUUAUUAUAAUCACAAUGUGGUAAGUCAUGUUUAAAUAAUCAUCAUCAUUAUUAUAAAUAUUGUAUCAAUUUGUACUAAAAGCUAUGUAAUAACUAUAACUACAGUAUUUGUUAUAUUAUAAUCUAGACCACUUGUAUCUUGUUAUCUGAUUCAGGCGCGUUCAUAACGCAACAACACAUACAGUAGAAAAGGCUGAUAUUGCUACCAGCUCUCACAGUCUCACGUCACAAUUAAACACAGCAGAAAGUGUUGCUGACAGACAGAGGGAAAGAGGUUGGACAUUUCUCACGCAGGAGACGUGUGAGGCGCGUUCAGAGGUUUCUUGAGUCGCGUGGAAAUGAGAGAGUAAUUAGUUAAUUAGAAAACGGUCGACUAAACUCACCCCUCGAGUACCUGCAUUAGCCAAUCACAGCUCAGACAGCCACAGGGGUGGGGGAGACGGCGUCUGAAGGAGUGAAACACUUGCUUUAGUUGGUUAAGUUGCUAUUAAACACCAAGACCUGGCUGUUAGUCAUCACAUGUGAUGUGAAUACGCGGAUAGAGGACUACAGAAACCAAAUGGACACUCGGAAAGCAUUGCAAUUUAAUAUUUUGUUGUAUCAUUUUAUUUGCUAAUAAUUUAAGCUCUUCAGGGUUCUUCAGAGAAUAUUUUACCAGAACUGUUACAGGUAGGUGAUAGCGAGGGGGUGAACAAAACUAAGGAGCCUGCUAUCGAAACGCAUACUAAAAGUACAUCCUCUCAUGUAUUUAUCAUUGCUCUGACUUAUUUUGGUUACGAGAGGGUUGCACUGGCAUCCUCAGAGUGACUUUUAUAACAAACUGAAACAUUUAUACAGAAGAUUGGAGUUGGAGCUGUAUGCGCUCUGACGCACAGAACAAGUGUACAUUGGCAGGUCUGACCUUUGAGCAGCUCGCGGCAGUUUUCCUGAUGAGAGUCGGUAUGGAGAAAUCGAAUAAUUUUCGAAUCGAUGCUCUGCUGGCCGACGAGACUCACCGGGCGAACCGAGACCUCUCCCCAGGUCUGAGCAGUGACAGCCCUGCGGGCAGCCCUGUGUCCUGUCGGCGAGCGGACACCCCGUCCCCGCGCAGGACGCCCAUCCAUCUUCAACCCGGGAUAAUCCCCAAACCGGGACUGCUGAACCUCCCUCACACGGGACUCGCCUCGCUACCCCAAAUGUACCCUGCCCCUAUGUACCCAAUAUCGGCUUUGGGUGGACAUCACCCUGCCUUCGCCUACUCCGGCUUCACACACCUUACCCAGUCGUACCCAGAACACCUGAAGGCGGCUGCCAUGGCAGGGUCUCUCCCCCUGGAGCACUGGAUCCGUGCUGGAAUGAUGAUACCACGUCUCCCAGACUACAGUUCACCCCAGGCAGGACUCCUGGGGAAGUGUCGUAGGCCCCGGACGGCGUUCACCAGUCAGCAGCUCCUUGAGCUGGAGAACCAAUUUAAACUCAACAAGUACCUGUCCAGACCCAAACGCUUUGAGGUGGCCACCUCUCUCAUGCUGACUGAAACACAGGUGAAGAUCUGGUUCCAGAACCGCCGGAUGAAGUGGAAGCGCAGCCGCAAGGCCAAGGAGCAGGCAUCUGCGUCUGCCCAGUCUGAGGCGGAGCGACUACGCACCGGGGGAAAACCGACCAAUGGCAAACCAGCUGAGAAUAAACCAGCUUCCACUCAGGAUGACGAGGCAGAGCUAGACCUAGAAGAAGCAGAGGAGGAAGAGGAGGAAGAGGAGGAGACGCGACACAAGUUUGAUGUUACCAUGGGUGGCGCCGUGGGGUUGCAGCGUUCAGCAGACUUUCUGAAGCUCACAGCGGAGCUUGGUUACAACCCCCACAGUCCCUUCUCUGAGGACGACUUAGUGGGGGUGACAGGGGGGGACAGGAAGAUAGGCGCAGGGUUGUGAAAAGACAAAGACACACCCAGAAAGGAAAACGCCAGAGACACUGCUGCUUGACACUGGCUCUGGGAAAGUGGGGGUCUAUAGUGUAAAAAGAGAAAAAAAUGACGUGCCAUUUCAAAAGCCUAUGACAGUGUUUUUUGUGUACAUAAUGCUCAACGCAAUGUAAUGUUUCUGUGACCCUGAUGGAGUUGUUUAAGGCAGGGGUUUCCAAACUGUGGGUCGCCCCCCACACCCAAAAAAAUGUUUUAAAGGAACUCAAUCCAGCUUUAAACUUAUUCUUGAAAGUUGUACUAGUAGAAUGCACACGGUGUCAUUUCUAUAUUGGGUAUUGCAUCAUCAGUUCCUCUUGUCCUGUCAGUCAUUACAUACCUUAGAGAGCUAUUUAUAACUUGUUAGAAAUGUCCAGAUCCACAAGCCCAUGUCUGCUAAUGUUUUUAUUUAUUUUGUUUUUCAGCUCAUAGAUGUUGGAGUCAUGUUUUUGUCACAUAUCACAUGAAUACACAUUAGGCAUGGCAAAAUGUACAGAAUUGUAGGAAAUAAGCUUUAAACCUGCAAAAUUCUCUCCACCAACAAGAAGGGUGUGAACAGUCUGUCACGAACAGUGCUUGUGCCCAUAGAAAUAGACAUGCCUCGUGCGCAGGGGGGUGUGGGAUGUUCCCCAAUGCUGGAAGGGGUGUUCCCCAAUGCUGGUACCCCUGGUUUAAGGUAUAGGUGUUCUUUAGGUUGGACUUGCAUCUCUAAGGAUGAGGGAAUAUAAAGCAUUUUAUAUUCAUCAUCACAUCAAAUAAGGCUGAAUAAGACACUGAACCCUGUCUCUCUCCUCUGUAUUUUUUCAUGGCAUGCAACUCCAAAAAAAUGUUUUUACACAGGACAUUCACCGGCUGUAAGACUCCUGUGUUUUUCAUCCAAUUGGACUGAGAAGUACUGUAGCAGCAGUGAAGCAGUGAACACCACUGACCUCUAUUACCUUGUCAUCCAUCUCAGCUAAACCCCGCCCCCUGACAGGCUGACUGACAGAUGUGGCUCCUCCCACCAGCAAUGCUAAAGGAUGUGAUACAACCAAGUUACGUUCUGAACCGUUGGACUGUUGCAAACUGCAACUUACACUGGCAGGAGUGAACAAACCCUGAGCAGUUUGCAUUAGCUGAAAACGAAGGGGAAAGUGUUGCAAAGUGUUGCAGAAUGUUGAGUGAUGUUGUGAAUGUGCCCCCAUGAAUGUCAGACAUCUUGGAUUUACAGACUUUCUAUGAUGUCUCAUGUACUCUAUCUUGUAUGUGCAAUUGAACAUUGUUGUCAUGUCAAUUCAGAUUUCUGUUGUUAUUGUUGUUUGUUUGUUUAUUGUUGUUAUUUAACCACAUUUAAAUGUAUCUAAUUUAUUUGAAUUGACAGGUAAAUGACAGGGAAAAAGUUAAUGUGUUUAUCUGAAACUGGUCUGUGUUGAUGUCAACUGCGUGAAAUAAAAAAACAGAAAUUAAAAUUGUUCAAAUAACUUGA